AUGUGGCCCUCUUGGCCUCCGAAGUUGAGUACCCCUGGUCUAGAGGGUCCCCAUGGUCUAGAGGGUCCACAUGGUGUCCCUGGUCCCAGGCCCUGGGCUCCCGGCCGUGUUCCUGCAGCACGGCCUCCUGGCCGCGGGCAGCAACUGGGUCUCCAACCUGCCGGCCUCCAGCCUGGGCUUCGUGCUCGCCGACGCCGGCUACGACGUCUGGAUGGGGAACAGCCGAGGAAACACCUGGUCCAGGAGGCACCGGAGCCUCGGGCCGGACCAGGACGCCUUCUGGGCCUUCAGCUAUGAUGAAAUGGCUCUGAAGGAUCUCCCAGCUGUUGUAAACUACGUCCUGAAGGUGACGGGUCAGAACCAGAUCCACUACGUGGGACACUCUCAGGGAACCACGAUAGCAUUCAUAGCGUUCUCCAAACUGCCAGAACUGGCCAGUAGGAUCAAACUGUUUGUGGGUUUGGCUCCGGUGGCGACCGUCAGCUUCAGCUCCAGCGCCAUGACCAAGCUGUCCCAGCUGCCCGACUUCCUCCUCUGGGACGUGUUUGGGAGGCGGGACUGCGCGAUGCUCGUUGAGUGGUUUGCGGAGCACGUGUGCACCGAGCAGCUGCUCAGCGAGAUGUGUGGGAACCUUUUCUUCAUCCUCUGCGGCUUCGACGAAAAAAACCUCAACAUGACUCGGAUUCCAGUCUACAUGGAACACUGUCCUGCUGGGACCUCGGUCCAGAACAUGGUCCACUGGGCCCAGGUAACACACACACACACACACGCGUCUUGGGCCUUUCAGGGCCGCCGACCCGGCACUUCAGGAAACAUGAAGCACUACAACCAGUCCACGCCCCCCCUGUACCGCGUCCAGGACAUGAAGGUCCCCACUGCUCUGUUUUCGGGGGGACAAGAUACGCUGGCGGACCCCAAAGACGUGGCGGUCCUCCUCACUCAGGUGUCCAACCUGGUGUUCCAUCAGGACAUUAAGCACUGGGACCACCUGGACUUCAUCUGGGGUCUCGAUGCUCCUCAACAGAUGUUCCCCUCCAUCCUCAAGCUGCUGCAGGAGUACCAGUAGAGUGUGUGUGUGUGUGUGGACCACGUGACCACGUGACCACGUGACCGGAGCUUUCUCGUCUUCUUCUUCACGUCUCUUACAACAGACCAGUUCCACAUUGUUGUUCUACUCUUAUUUUGAAAAUCCUGUGCAGAAGCCCAUUGAAUCUGCUCAGCUGAACUUUGAAUGUGUUGUUUUUAGCCACAUUAGCAUGUUAGCAUCGCCACAUAUUGAUCACAUUUGUAAAUAAUACAUUUGUUUGGCUUUAAAUCAAAUAAAGACCUGUCAAUCAACAGCAGCCUCCAAUCACAAGGCUUGCAUGGUGGUGGGCGGAGCUAAACAUUCUAUUUGUUCUGCUCAAUGAGAAUCUGAUUUUGAUUAAACUCAUGAACACAAUCACCGUUUUUAUUGAUAAAGUUUAUUUUAAAAAUAAUAAUCUGAAUUUUAAAUGUAUAAGAUGCUAAAGUUUAAUCUCCAGACAGAUUGUUUUGAUACUUUUACAGCGUUAAGUCUUUGUGCUAAGCUAGGCUAACGUGUUGUUAAACAUUCAGAAGACAUUUCAACAACAGCGUACAAAUAAAAACAUGUUUACAAUAA
Pseudoliparis swirei is the source of this 1642-nucleotide messenger RNA. Its product is annotated as lysosomal acid lipase/cholesteryl ester hydrolase-like. Lineage: Eukaryota; Metazoa; Chordata; Actinopteri; Perciformes; Liparidae. The transcript is spliced from 8 exons. The record is from RefSeq and is a predicted model, not a curated record. Bases 71 to 1066 code for a protein of 331 amino acids.